Molecule: messenger RNA, 2251 nt
Organism: Ziziphus jujuba (common jujube)
Lineage: Eukaryota; Viridiplantae; Streptophyta; Magnoliopsida; Rosales; Rhamnaceae
Product: rust resistance kinase Lr10
Exons: 4
Coding region: 196-2112 (638 amino acids)
Biological process (GO): protein phosphorylation
Molecular function (GO): ATP binding; polysaccharide binding; protein kinase activity
Source: RefSeq, a predicted model, not a curated record
UUUGCGUUGAAUAAAAAAACGAAGCAAGUUUAACUUUAUAUAUUUUAAAUCUGUUAAAUGCAUUUUGGUCUCGCACAUAGCAUAUUCCUCAUAAUUUCCUUCCCCAAUAUAGGUAUAUAAUCCUCAUAAUUAAUCUUCCGCCAGUUCUUAUAAAAACAAUUUCAAUCCAAACAAGAACAGAAGUUGCUGAAUGCUAUGGAAAUACUCUUUCUCUUAAAGAUUAGCGUUAUUAUCUUUUGCACCUUACUACUUUUAUUACCUGUAUCAGCGGAGUCAAGAUAUGGAGCUUGUAAACCAAGAAACUGCGGCAGCGGCCCCAAUAUCAGCUACCCUUUUUAUAUCGAAGAUACCGGGUUAGACUUUUGUGGUCUGCGAGGCUUUAAAAUUGAGUGCUCUGAAGGGAAACCUGUAUAUUUGACCUCAAGAGGCCCUUACUUUGUCGAAGAUAUCUCGUAUGAAAACCAGUCACUGCGUUUGGUGGAUGUUGAAGUCGUGGAUGCUACAUGCUAUGCUCCUUCUCACUAUUUCGCCUUCGAUGGCGGUCCGAUGUAUUUCAGCUCCACUCAUGCUAACUUGCAGUUCUUUUAUGGAUGCAAUGAAUCAUUUUCUCUCAGUUUUGAGAAGAAGUUGAUUCCUUGCAAAUCCAAUGCUACUUAUGUUUCAUAUGUUGCGUUGGUCGUUAAGGAUAAGGAGUUGAGUUAUGGAGAGGGCUGUGAGCGGCAAGUGGGUGUACCUAUUGAUUUGGAGGGAGGCUUCUCCAAUCAAACCAUAAAAACUGUUGAUUACCCUCAAUUGUUGAAGAAAGGUUUCACUUUAAGAUGGUAUGGAGAUGGAUGUUCCAACUCAUGUAAAACAAGCGGUGGCCAAUGCGGAUUUGAAGACGAACGUACUGUAUGCUUUUGUCCCGAAGGAACACAUUCUACAAACUGCACAGAGGGAAAGACUGGUAACAUGACAAUCCUUAAAGUUGGAACAGGAAAUGGAAACAAGAUUUUCAAAGCAACAAUAGCCACAACAGUUGCUGGAGUUGGGGCUCUAAUUGUGAUAGUGAUAUGCUGCAUAAGGAAAUUCAAAUAUAAUAAAUCCAUAUGUUUUUGGAAGAAGCAGAAUCAAACUGAUCAAAAUAUUGAGGCCUUUCUAAGGAACUAUGGACCUGUACGAGUUAGAAGAUAUAGUUAUUCUGAUGUCAAGAAAAUGACCAACUCCUUCAAAGAAAAAUUAGGCCAAGGGGGCUAUGGUGGUGUAUACAAAGGAAAAUUACAUGAUAACAGUCUUGUUGCAGUAAAGGUGUUGAAUGAAUCAAAAGGUAAUGGAGAAGAAUUUAUCAACGAGGUGGCAACAAUUAGCAGAACUUCCCAUGUCAACAUUGUUUCUCUAUUAGAUUUCUGUUUUGAGGGUCAAAAAAGAGCUCUCAUCUAUCAGUUCAUGCCUAAUGGAUCUCUUGAGAAAUUUAUAUUCAACAACAAUCAUUCAUUGGGAUGGGAUACACUCUUUCAAAUUUCGCUUGGCAUUGCUCGAGGGCUCGAAUAUUUACAUCGUGGUUGUAAUACACGAAUUCUGCAUUUUGACAUAAAGCCACAUAAUAUUCUUCUAGAUGAAGAUUUCUCACCAAAAAUAUCUGAUUUUGGACUUGCUAGAGUAUGUACCAGAAAACAGAGUACUAUUUCUAUGCUGGAUGCAAGAGGGACUAUUGGAUAUGUUGCUCCUGAACUACAUUGUAGAGAAGUUGGAGGGGUUUCACACAAAUCUGAUGUGUAUAGCUAUGGAAUGAUGGUUUUGGAAAUGGUUGGACGGAGAAAGAAUGUGAAUGUCGGUGCUGAUCAUAGUAGUGAAAUAUAUUUUCCACACUGGAUUUACCAGCGUCUUAAAUUAGAUGAAGAACUUGGAUUAAAGAUAAUAAUGAACGAAGCUGAAAAAAUUGAAGUGAAGAAGAUGAUAAUGGUGAGUUUAUGGUGUACACAACUUGACCCUUCAGAUAGACCAGCCAUGAGUAAAGUCAUAGAAAUGUUGGAAGGAAGUCUUGAUUCCUUGCAAAUGCCACCAAAGCCGCGGAUCUUUUCUUCUACUUCAAAUUCAAGUUUUCCAUCUGAUUCUUCCAGUGCGAUUGUAUGAAUUCAAACUUAAUAAGUAUGUCUCUGAUAUGAACUUUUUCAAUUCCCAACUACAUGGAAACAAUCUGAUCUUACAAAAUAAUAAUUUCAAUUGCUGUACGGUACAAGCUAAAUUUUGCAAUUUAGGGUCAGAAAAAUAU